AUGGGUGCUCACAUCUUUGGAGCAGUAUCAUCACCUAGCAUCGCCAAUUACGCCUUGAGGGCAGCAGCUGACCAUGCAAAGGAUAAGUAUGGUCCAGAUGUAGAAUGCACCAUUAAGACUAAUUUUUAUGUGGAUGAUUAUUUAAAGUCUGUACCCUCAGAAGAGCAGGCAUUAAGACUUGUGAAAGACGUUACGGCAGCAUUGAAGGAAAGAGGUUUUUGGCUGACAAAGUUUGUGAGUAACAGCAAGCUGGUGUUGAAAUCAAUCCCGCAAGAGGACCAUUCAAAGGAUCUUCAAACUUGUGAUCUUGACUAUGAUGAACUUCAUGCAGAAAGAGCUCUUGGUCUUCAGUGGAAUAUUGAAAAUGACUACUUUACUUUCUCCGCAAGCUUGGACCCAAAACCACUUACAAGGAGAGGUAUUUUGUCAAUAGUAUGUCCCCUCUAUGAUCCUCUUGGUUUUGUGGCUCCUUUUCUUUUGCCAGCUAAGAGAGUUCUUCUCGAAGUUUGUCAGGAUAGCAGCUUGAGAUGGGAUGAUGUUAUUCCCGAAAAAUACCAGAAGCCCUGGAGAAGGUGGCUUGAUGAUUUACCAAUCCUGAGUAACUUAAAGAUUCCAAGAUGUGUCAAACCAAAGGAAUUUGGUACAGUGACUUCCACACAGCUGCACAUGUUUUCAGAUGCUAGUAAUGAAGGCUAUGAUGCUGCAGCAUACAUAAGUCUUUCCAAUAGAAGUGAGAGGAUUUCUACUGCUCUGCUGAUGGGAAAGUCUAGAGUGUGUCCUGUAAAGGCAACAACCAUACCCCAACUGGAAUUGACUGCUACAGUGGUGUCCAUAUAUCUAGCAAAACACAUUUUGAAAGAGCUGCAAAUUACAGUGGACCAGACAUUCUAUCACACAGAUUCUACAACAGUUCUUCACUAUAUUUUUAGUGAUAGAAAGAGGUUUCCUAUAUUUGUUGCAAAUAGAUUGAAAGUAAUUAAGGAUUUCUCUGAAAAUACACAGUGGAGAUAUGUUCAGAGUAAAGAGAAUCCUGCUGAUAUUGCAUCAAGAGGUUUCACAAGUCAGCAAAUGCUGAACAGUAACAUUUGGUUUGAUGGCCCACAUUUUCUUAGAGGACCAGAAGAGCUGUGGAAAAAUGACAUGUCUCAAGAUGAUGUUGAAUUGGAAGGAUCCACAAGUUGUGCAGUACAUCCAGAGGAUGAGGAGGGAAAUGCUGUUGAUAAGUUUCUUAAGUAUUAUUCUUCAUGGCAUCGGUUGAGGAAGGCUGUUGCAGUGUAUCACUGUCUUUUUUUCGUACUAAAAUCUAAGAGACAAACUAGACUUAAUGGUUCAAUUACAGCAGAUGAAUUAGAUGCUGCUGGAAAAGCAGUCAUCCGAUAUAUCCAGAAGAAAACUUUUAGUAAGGAAGUGGCACUCUUACAAAAAAGCAAAGGGUCAGGGGGCCGAGGACUUUGUAGUAGCAGUAGCACUUAUAAACUAGGUCCCUUCAUUGAUCCGCAAGACAGGCUUCUUCGCGUUAAUGGACGGCUCUCCAAAGCAGAAAUUUCAGCUGACAAGAAGCAUCCAAUGAUAUUACCUAGAAAGAGUCAUAUUACCACUUUGAUUAUUCGUUACACACAUGAAAAAUUAGCUCAUGCUGGACGCAACCAUGUGAGGGCAAAACUUAGAGAACUUUACUGGAUUAUCCAUACCAAUGCAAGUAUCCGUCAGGUUCUACAAAGAGGUGUAAUUUGCAGAAAAAUUACAAACCCCGUUCUUAUCCAGAAGAAGGCUGAUUUACCAUUGGAAAGAGUAAUUCCAGCUACUCCAUUCACAAACACAGGUGUUGACUUCUUUGGGCCACAGGAAGUCAAAGAAGGAAGGCAAAUCAGGAAUAGGUAUGGUGUAUUAUUUACUUGA
Molecule: messenger RNA, 1899 nt
Organism: Macrobrachium nipponense
Lineage: Eukaryota; Metazoa; Arthropoda; Malacostraca; Decapoda; Palaemonidae
Exons: 1
Coding region: 1-1899 (632 amino acids)
Source: RefSeq, a predicted model, not a curated record